AUGUGUACAGCAAGUGUUUGUGGAAUAUGUCAACAUAAAUCAUGGUCAGGAUGUUCAAAUUCAGAUCCAAAUCAUAUUAAAAAAAUAAUGAAUACAAGUUCAAAAUCAGAUUGGUGUUCAUGUUUACCAUUUGAUGAAGAUGAUGCUGUUUUUAUAGAUGGUACUUCAUAUCCUCCAAGAGCUGGUUGUGGUUAUAGAAGAGCAAGUGAUUCAAGUAUUAAUAAAUAG
Lodderomyces pseudojiufengensis is the source of this 228-nucleotide messenger RNA. RefSeq lists its product as uncharacterized. The transcript has a single exon. The record is from RefSeq and is a predicted model, not a curated record. The coding region runs from base 1 to 228 and encodes 75 amino acids. NCBI's taxonomy places the organism in Eukaryota, Fungi, Ascomycota, Pichiomycetes, Serinales, Debaryomycetaceae.